Messenger RNA from Eutrema salsugineum, 1404 nucleotides. RefSeq lists its product as uncharacterized. Gene Ontology annotation, cellular component: plant-type cell wall. NCBI's taxonomy places the organism in Eukaryota, Viridiplantae, Streptophyta, Magnoliopsida, Brassicales, Brassicaceae. Bases 59 to 1159 code for a protein of 366 amino acids. The transcript has 3 exons. The record is from RefSeq and is a predicted model, not a curated record.
AUUAAAAUCUCUCUCUCUCUCUCUCUUUAUUCUCUAGUCUUUACUUUGGUCGUUCACAAUGAAAAGAGGCAGCGUCUCGUUUCUCUUCGUUCUUCUCAUCGCCACCGUCACUUCCGUUCUAUGCUUCCGUGACGGAAUGUUACCAAACGGCGACUUCGAGCGAGGACCAAAACCAUCAGACAUGAAAGGAACACAAGUGAUAAACAAGAAGGCACUUCCAAGCUGGGAGCUAUCAGGCUUCGUCGAAUACAUAAAAUCCGGUCAAAAACAAGGAGACAUGCUUCUCGUCGUCCCCGCCGGAAAAUUCGCUGUCCGAUUAGGCAACGAAGCAUCGAUCAAACAGAGGCUUAACGUAACAAAAGGAAUGUAUUACUCGCUCACGUUCAGUGCAGCGAGGACUUGUGCUCAAGACGAAAGGCUCAACAUAUCAGUGGCACCUGACUCGGGCGUUAUUCCUAUACAGACGGUAUACAGUAGCAAUGGAUGGGACCUCUACGCUUGGGCGUUUCAGGCCGAGAGUGACGUGGCAGAGAUCGUGAUUCAUAAUCCUGGUGAGGAAGAAGAUCCUGCUUGUGGUCCACUCAUUGAUGGUGUGGCCAUCAAGGCUUUAUACCCUCCAAGACCUACCAACAAGAAUAUAUUAAAGAACGGAGGAUUUGAAGAAGGUCCUUAUGUACUCCCAAACGCGACAACCGGCGUUUUGAUUCCUCCCUUCAUAGAAGAUGACCACUCUCCUUUACCCGCUUGGAUGAUCGAAUCACUUAAAGCAAUCAAAUAUGUUGACGUUGAACACUUCUCUGUCCCACAAGGGCGUCGAGCCGUCGAGCUCGUUGCGGGCAAAGAAAGCGCAAUCGCUCAGGUGGCUCGGACCAUCAUCGGGAAGACUUACGUGCUUUCGUUUGCGGUUGGAGAUGCGAACAACGCGUGCCAAGGUUCGAUGAUAGUCGAGGCGUUUGCUGGAAAAGACACUUUGAAGGUUCCUUAUGAGUCGCGAGGGAAGGGAGGGUUCAAACGCGCUUCUAUGCGGUUUGUUGCGGUUUCAAACCGCACGAGGGUUAUGUUUUACAGCACGUUUUAUGCGAUGAGAAGUGAUGAUUUCUCGUCUCUGUGUGGCCCCGUGAUCGACGAUGUUAAGCUCCUCAGCGUUCGUAAGCCGUAAAUGGUCAUUGUUUAAAUUUUGAAAUUAAGUUUUUCGUAUUAGGAGUGUGGGUUUUUCUUUUCUUUUCUUUUAUCACUGGUGUUUUUCUAAUGAGAUGGUUGAUAUACUGAAAGAGUUGUUGUGAUCUAUAGAGUUUUAUAUAAGGCAGAAAGGUCUUGCUUAUAUCUAUUUUCUUGUAUGAGAAGGCUGAAGAAAUGUUGUCUUUUAUUAUUACUAGUAUACUGUGUGUUGAGGAGAUCAGGUGA